ACGAUCAAUCAAAUGAUAAUCAUUCAAUUACACGCACGUAAACCACAGCCGCGACCAGCAAGGGUUAUAAAACGGUUCGAUAAGUGCCACCCACCCUUCAGUCAAACAAUCGCUGUUCCGGAAAAGUGAAGAAAAACAGUCGUUACUUAUUCAAGAUGUGGUCAUCGGUCUUCUUUCCGGGAAUACUGUUGCUAAUAUCAACUGCAGCUUCAGAUUCGAUUUGUACCGUAACCCUUUCAUCUCCGGAACAACUGGAUGGAUGUAGCUUCAGCCCAUUGAUCGCAAUGGCCGAUCAAUCCGGAUGGACUCUCUCGAAACCAAACUGCGGUCAAACGGUUACGGCCGACCUUUUCGAGGUGCCACCGAUUCUGUUCUUUGACUUUGCCGAACCGGAAAAGCUGUAUACCUUAGUUUUUGUGGAUUUGGAUGGAGCCAGCAGCAGCACCAGUAGCGGUCAAAGCGAGGACAAAAUGUUUCUGCACUGGAUUGUGGUCAACGUUCCGGAAGCUGCGCUGAUGCAGGGCAUGACGUCGUCCGAUGGCGAUAUCGUAAUGGAUUAUCUGCCACCAUCGGCGGCAAGUUAUGAGCACCGGUUCGGUUUCUAUCUAUACGAGCAGGCCUUCGGAACCUGCUAUCCACCGAUGCCGAACAGCCGGGAGGACUUCAGCUUGACCGCAUGGAUCCAGUCGAUAUAUCCCGAAGGCACACUUUGUGGUCCGGUUGGAGCGAUCGGGUUCAAUCUGUAAUGGCAAGGGUGAGAAGCGAGCAGCGAGGAGCACAAUUUAUUGACCAACGCUAUCGGAAAUCGGGAAAUGUAACGCACCCUGACACUGGCUCAGUGAACACUGCUCAAUGGACACAGUGGAAGAUAAGAACCAACGGCAGCGAACUAUCUUGCCGGGUUGAGCAUUACGAGGAUCGCUACAACUUGUAUGUUUGCCAAUAAUGGUCCGGUGAAUAAUUUAGUUAUGUGCGCUGAUCGUAAUAAAUGUCAUUGUGAACGAAUGAAAA
Messenger RNA from Uranotaenia lowii, 1011 nucleotides. RefSeq lists its product as uncharacterized. The transcript is spliced from 3 exons. The record is from RefSeq and is a predicted model, not a curated record. The coding region runs from base 156 to 746 and encodes 196 amino acids. NCBI's taxonomy places the organism in Eukaryota, Metazoa, Arthropoda, Insecta, Diptera, Culicidae.